AGGCUCAGCUCAAAGGGAGGGAGGACAGCCGAGCUGACCGGAUGGUUCAGCUCUUCUCCACCAGGAGGACCGAGCAGGCGGCCGAGGCCAUGGAGCCGUGCCCCGUCCCUCUGCAAGGACUUCUGCUCACAGCCUCACUUCUAACCUUCUGGAAUGUGGCGGCCACUGCCCAGCUCACUGUUGAAGCUGUACCGCCCAAUGCGGUUGAGGGACAGGAUGCUCUUCUACCUGCCCACAGCGAGGGACAGAAGUUUUAUGGCUACAUCUGGUACAAAGGGAGCCAGGUGCAUGAAAGCCACCUGAUUAUACGGCAUAUAAUAUCCACGAACAUAACAGUGACGGGCCCCGCAUACACCGGGCGAGAGACCGUGUACCCCAAUGGAUCCCUGCUGCUGCAGAAUCUCACCCUGAACGACUCGGGAGUCUACACCCUCCAAAAAGUGGAUGAGGUGCUUCAAAGUCAGAACGUGGUUGUGAAACUCAGCGUAUACCCGCUGCUCCCCAAACCUUCCAUCAGAAGCAAUAACAGUGACCCUGUGGAGGGUGAGGAUUCUGUAGCGUUAACGUGUGAACCUAAGAGUGAAGGAACAACUUACCAUUGGAGGGUGAACGGUCAGAACCUUCCAGAGGAUGCCAGACUGCAGCUGUCCACAGACAACACGACUCUCAUUUUACUUAGCGUCACAAGGAAUGACACAGGGCCUUAUCAGUGUGAAACCUGGAACCCAGUGUCGGCCAACCGAAGUGACUCAGUCUCUCUCAAUGUUCUCUAUGGCCCGGACACCCCCACAAUAUCCCCCUCAGAAUUCUAUUUCCAAGCAGGGACUAACCUCAACCUCUCCUGCCAAGCGGCCUCUAACCCACCCUCCCAGUACUCCUGGUUUAUCAAUGGGAUUCCACAGUCCUACUCAUCAGAGCUCCUUAUCCCCAACAUCACUACAAAUGAUAGUGGAAGUUACUCUUGCUUCGUCAAUAAUUCUGUCACGGGCCUCAAUAGGACCGCAGUCAAGAACAUUACCAUCCUUGAGCCGGUGACGCAGCCCUCCAUCCAGACCAUCAACAGCACCGUCGCGGAAGAUGACUCUGUCACCCUGACCUGCCUCUCAGAGGGUCACGCUGCAGUCUCCAUCCGGUGGCUCUUCAAUAACGAGGAGCUGCGGCUCACGGACAGGAUGAAGCUGACCAGGAACAACAGCGUCCUCACCAUUGACCCGGUCUGGAGGGCCGACGCCGGGCUCUAUCAGUGUGAGGUGUCCAACCCUGUGAGCUCCAGAAAGAGUGGCCUCUUCCGGCUGGUUGUCCUCUUUGACCCAACAAGAAGCCCUGGCCUCUCUGGUGGGGCCAUUGCCGGAAUCGUGGUUGGAUCUGUGGCCGGGGUGACUCUGGCAGCAGCCCUGGCAUAUUUCCUGUAUUUCAGGAAGACCGGCGGGGCAAGUGACGGGCAUCACCUCACAGAGCACAAACUGUCAGCCUCCAACCACAGUCAGGGCCCCUUUGAGAACCAUCUCAGCAAGGUGGAUGAGAUUGCUUAUUCUGCCCUGAAUUUCAAUGCCCAGCAACCAAAAUCUCCGGCACCAGCCUCCCCAACCCCAGCUGCAUCGGAAACAAUUUAUUCGGAAGUGAAAAAGAAGUGAUGUGUCCUGCCGAUGUGUCCGCUCCCCCAGCCUCACUGGAUGUCUUGGGGAGACCCCCCCCCCCGGCUCCCCAUGAUGCGUCUCCAGGCUCCAGCCCUUCCCUUCAGUGUCAAUAUAGGACAUCCAAUGUUCCCCUGGCAUUGAACUUGGACUGCAGCCACUCUGAGACGGAGAAGUGACAGCAUCCGCCACCUUUUAUUGACAACCUCCAUACAUAUAGACCACGUGCCAUGAUCAUAAUCCCCACCCACCGCCCUCGAUUUUCCUCCCUCCCACGCCCUCCCUUCACUAAAUCCCUUUAGACUUGAUUUUUUUGUUUUUGUUUUUGUUUUUUUUUAGUUUUUCAAGGUAGGGUUUCAUUCUAGUCCCGGCUGACCUGGAAUUCACCAUGUACUCUCAGGGUGACCUCGAACUCACGGUGAUCCUCCUACCUCUGCCUCCCGAGGGCUGGGACUAAAGGCGUGCGCCACCACGGCCGUUGUACCAUGUCAGAGCACACCCAUUCCUUCCUCCUCCCCCAUUCUACUCUGAGUCCAACUUGAAUCCAUCAGAGUUAUGUUGUGUUUUGUUUUUUUCUU
Molecule: messenger RNA, 2212 nt
Organism: Jaculus jaculus (lesser Egyptian jerboa)
Lineage: Eukaryota; Metazoa; Chordata; Mammalia; Rodentia; Dipodidae
Gene: Ceacam1
Product: CEA cell adhesion molecule 1
Exons: 9
Coding region: 42-1634 (530 amino acids)
Biological process (GO): signal transduction; regulation of immune system process
Cellular component (GO): plasma membrane; cell surface
Molecular function (GO): protein tyrosine kinase binding
Source: RefSeq, a predicted model, not a curated record